Molecule: messenger RNA, 3548 nt
Organism: Ixodes scapularis (black-legged tick)
Lineage: Eukaryota; Metazoa; Arthropoda; Arachnida; Ixodida; Ixodidae
Product: coiled-coil domain-containing protein 6
Exons: 8
Coding region: 117-1493 (458 amino acids)
Source: RefSeq, a predicted model, not a curated record
AGAGCGGUCGCAAGCCCAUCGACUGUCCGGUGGCCGCAGUGGCCGCAGUCGCCGCCGCGCCCGCUUUUGUUUUUGUUUGCGUUUGAGGCUGGCGCCGACUCCCCAUCGGCGCACACAUGUUAUUCGGCGGCCUCAGAAAUAUGGCGGAUAGUGCUAGCGAGAGUGAUAGCAGCUCGGUGGACGGGGCAAUGGUGGCCCCGUCUCCGCUGACGCGCGAGCAGUUUCAGAAGCGCGUCGAAUCCCUGCAGCAGGAGAACCGGGUGCUCAAGAUGGAGCUGGAAACCUACCGACUCAGGGUCAAGACGCUCCAAGAGGAGAACCGCGAGCUGCGACAAGUCAGCGUCAACAUCCAAGCCAAAGCCGAACAGGAGGAGGAGUUCAUCAGCAACACGCUCUUGAAGAAGAUCCAGGCUCUGAAGAAAGAAAAAGAGACUUUGGCCCUGAAUUACGAGCAGGAGGAAGAAUGCCUUACGAACGACCUGUCACGCAAACUAAAUCAGCUGCGUCAGGAGAAGGUGCAGCUGGAGCAGAGCCUGGAGCAGGAGCAGGAGGCCCUGGUGAACAAGCUGAUGCGCAAGAUUGAACGCCUCGAGGCCCAGACCCUGGCCAAGCAGUCCAACCUGGAGCAGCUGCGCAGGGAAAAGGUGGAGCUUGAGAGCACCCUGGAGCAAGAGCAGGAGGCCCUGGUGAACCGGCUGUGGAAGCGCAUGGACAAGCUGGAGGCGGAGAAGCGGCUGCUGCAGGAGCGGCUGGAGCAGCCCCCUUCGGCACCCCCGUCUCCCAGGGACCCCUCGAGGGACACCCCAGCCGCCCUCGGCGCCCACGUGGCCCGGCUCAGGGGAGAGCUGGCUCGCCUGCGAGCCCAGCUGCACGACACCCAGCAGGAGCACCAUGAGAAGGUGGCCCAGUUUGCCCAGGAGGAGCGUCAGAUCCGCGAGGAGAAUGUGCGCCUGCAGCGCAAGCUUCAGCUGGAGAUGGAUCGCAGGGAGGCCCUCUGCCGACACCUCUCAGAGUCGGAGUCUAGCCUCGAGAUGGACGAGGAGAGGCACUUCAACGAGAUGUCUGCCCACGGCAUGCGGCCAAGGACGGUGUCCAGCCCCAUCCCCUACAACCCCUCGCCAAAUUCCUCGAGGCCACUGAGCCCGGGCAUCCAGGGCCCCGGGAUGAUGCUGGGGGCAAUUCCUCGGGAGGCCCUGAGCCCCUCGAGCCCCAUGAACCGCUGCCAGACGUGCGGGCAGCCCCUGUUCCACCCGUCGGGGCCCGUGCCCCCUCCGGGGUUCCUGCUGCCGUCCCCGUCCCCUCCCAUGGUCUCCAUGCUGCCCCCACACCCUGCCAGCUUCCCGUCGUCCAACCAGGCUCGGGCGCGCACGUCGUCGCAGGAGCGCUUCUGCAAGGGGGCCUCGGCAGCUCAGGCCGCCCCGGCCCACCACCUGCCCAGCGUGAACCCCGCCCCGCACACGAUGCCGGCUGCUGCGUCCCCCAUGAUGGACUGACCGCUCUGCCGCCUCCCCACCCCCGCCCGACCUCUCCGUUCGGCCGCAAGAACCGCCGCACCCGACUGUGCAGUGUCCCGGAGUGCGACUCGUUGCGGCGAGAGCAGGUGACGGAUGCUGUUCUCCACCCUCGCCCGGAAGGAAGACGUGGACUGGAAUUCGGCCCGCCGAAGGAGCUGCGUUCGGGUCGCGUGCGGCCUGCGGCCCCACGUGCGGACCGCCAUGCUCAAGGUUUAAACAGGCAGUGGCACUCCUAGAUCUGUUGCGGCGCUUAUUGUUUCGAGAGGCCUCAUUGUUUCUCCGGUGUUGCUACCGCGUGGCCGGGGUCGGAAGGAUGCUUUUGUCGUUUGCCUCGUGGUGCUGAAUGCUUUAUUCCCUUUUUUUUUUUUUUUACAAAUGAGAGUGGAGGUAUUUCUCAAUGUGAUUAGUCUGUUGCUUGCUUAGAGCCUGAGGUAGCUAUUCUUUAGGGGUUGUCGAGUUGGUAGUUUCGGUAAUCGGAACGUGGAAAGCCGGUUCUGCUUGCCGCACGCGACGUGCCAGGUAAGUUCUUACAACUGCGUGAGCGUAGAGGACAUUCGGGCAUUUCAAAAAGGCUGUUCUGUCUCGUGCGCACGCUGACUUUGUAUGAUCUGCCAUUGAAGCGGUGUGUUGGAUGCCGUCUGGAGGGUGCGGCUUGGAACAGAGUGUCCUUGAAAGCUUUUCGUUCCCCCGAGGCAAAUCCUGCAGAGAUGACUUGCCUGCUGUCAGUCGAGCUUACCAUGUUCCAAAUGGCAGAGUUAGUAGAUUGGAAACAGGUUUAGGGAACGAUCGGCUCUGUUCUCCCCUUUUAGUUCUAGUCACUAUUGGAUUUUGUUUUUCUUUUCCUUCAGAGGUGCAGAGCCUCAUCCGUUUCUAACAUUAUUAUUUUUAAGGCUUGGUUGACUCGGUGUCUGACCUAUACCGUCGUAACUCUCUGUGGAAUGGUGAGGUCUCAAUUUUUGGGAGAUUUGCUUUCUAUGUCGCCCGUGUUGCUAACCAAGCCUCGUAGGGAAGCCACCUAACACAAUUUCACGCCUCGGCAUACAACUAACUGCACGUGACUCCAUGAAAAACGUUUGUACAGACAAAGUUUGGUAUUUUGUGAGAAGGCGUACCACUUGUUGUGGCGGUGUGGUGACCGGGUGCAACAACUGCGGCGGCUCCAUUGCAUUUUUGUUUAUCGCGACUGUUUGUACAUACAACUCUUCGCAGCCUCUCGGUUGUUUUGGCGUUCUCUUUUUAGUUGUAAAUGCGUUUGGUGCCCCACGUGGUGCGGUGGUUUGUCUAAUCCCUCUUGUCUUGCCCGAACGGGGUGGAAAUGUAGCAAGGUGCUCACCAAACUUUCUUUAUAUUGAACAGUGUUUCUAGGUUUUCCAACACGGGAACCGACUGAACGUCCGGUUUUUUCUAAACGCGUCCGUGACCAUGUAGCGCCACGGUCUCUGUAGGUGCGUAAAAGUAGAUGUUGCGGAGUGUCUCUAGGCACUGUGUGUGUGUGUGUGUGUGUAAAUGCAACCGGUGUGACCGAGUGGUCCAGUUUGAAUGAGGGUCUUUAGAGGGCAUUGCAGCAGUUGGGGUAGGGAGGGAGGGGGCAGGGGUUGUCCUGUUGUGUUGAAGGUUUGAAGGUACACAUAGGAAAGUUGUUGCCACACGCCCCGUCAAGUUUCAAACUUUGAGGCUUCCAGAGUAUAGCGGAGGUUGCGCGCCGUUGCUUUUGUACGUGGUUUGUUCUGUGAGCGUAUGUCCUCUCGAAACAUUACUGUAGCCUCUGACUGUGAUAUCGAAUGUGUAAGCCCCCAAGUCGAGUGUUCCAAAAAAAGAAAGGGUGCUUGUAAAAAAAAAAAAAUGGAGUGGGAAGAACGCCAGAAUGAUCAAUUGGUGUAUGUGGUGAUGCACUCUGUGCGGUGACUAAUAUAUUGUAGUCCACAAGUGUCCCGCGUCUUUUUCUAUCCGCCUUGGAUUGCAUGUAAAACUACUGUCGGGUUUGUGGUUUGGUUUUUGGAGGCUUAUUGAGACAUAAUAAAAGGUUGUGCCUUU